AUGGCUACAGCCGCCGCGGCCCCCGAUCUUUCGCUCCAUAUCCGCCCUCCAUCGCCGCCCGACGAUGCUAGGAGCAGUGGCGGCGGCCAAGCGAACCACGAAACAGGCGUGUUGUUCUCCAGGCCGACGCUGUGUCUUGGACUUGUUGAGACGACGACGACGGCGCAGCAGGAUGGCCAAUGCGACAUCCAGCAGCAGCAGCAGCGGCUGCACCAACCUAGCCAGAUCCAGAGGUUCAAGAAAAGCUCAUCGGCGACGUCAUCCGGAGGCACAACGAGAUCUGGGAAUAGCAGCGGUGGUAGAAAGAGGAGCUCCAGAGCACCGAGAAUGAGGUGGACCACGGCUCUUCAUGCACACUUCGUGCAUGCCGUAGAGCUCCUUGGCGGCCAUGAGAGAGCAACGCCAAAGUCAGUGCUGGAGCUCAUGAACAUUAAGGAUCUCACAUUGGCUCAUGUUAAGAGCCACUUGCAGGCAAAUGUAUCGAACAGUGAAGGGAACGACGGCAGACAGAUCAUGUGCUGCAGGCCAUGUGCAGAUGAUGAGAGGUAUGGGCUUUCUGCAGAGGGGUUGUGA
Molecule: messenger RNA, 573 nt
Organism: Miscanthus lutarioriparius
Lineage: Eukaryota; Viridiplantae; Streptophyta; Magnoliopsida; Poales; Poaceae
Source: the annotation of a GenBank genome assembly